AUGCUCGACGGCGGCGGGCGGAUUUGCGCCAGCAAACCACAUGCCAGGCGUCCUAUUGACCGUCCCUUUCAUCCCCGAGUCGCACCCCGAAGCCGACACCACCGAACGACGGGCCUGCCUGCCUCAUGCAAGGGCCGUACACUCCUGGGCACGGCUAGAUGGGGUCGCGGCUCUGGUGGUUCAAAUUGCGUACCGGCGUAUGGACGCCCUCUGCGGGAACGAGAGCCUGGGGUCCUAGGGGUGAUUGGCAUGACAUUCUCGGAUGCCACCCUCGCAUAUCGCAUUUCGCAUACCAGGGCUUGCUCUCCCCUUCAACUUGUGCCUAUGUUUGGUGUGUCCAUGAACGGUGUUGCGAGCUUUGUAUAG
Molecule: messenger RNA, 366 nt
Organism: Colletotrichum orchidophilum
Lineage: Eukaryota; Fungi; Ascomycota; Sordariomycetes; Glomerellales; Glomerellaceae
Exons: 2
Coding region: 1-366 (121 amino acids)
Source: RefSeq, a predicted model, not a curated record